Messenger RNA from Choloepus didactylus (southern two-toed sloth), 696 nucleotides. Its product is annotated as pseudouridine-5'-phosphatase-like. The coding region runs from base 1 to 696 and encodes 231 amino acids. NCBI's taxonomy places the organism in Eukaryota, Metazoa, Chordata, Mammalia, Pilosa, Megalonychidae. The record is from RefSeq and is a predicted model, not a curated record. Gene Ontology annotation, molecular function: phosphatase activity. The transcript has a single exon.
AUGGCGGCGCCCUCGCCCCCGCCGCGUCCCGUCACCCACCUCAUCUUUGACAUGGACGGCCUCCUUCUGGAUACCGAAAGGUUCUAUUCAGUUGUGUUUCAAGAAAUAUGUGGUCGCUAUGACAAGCAAUACUCCUGGGAUGUAAAAUCCCUCGUGAUGGGGAAGACAGCGUUAGAAGCCGCACAGGUGAUAACUGAAGUCUUGCAGCUUCCAAUGACCAAAGAGGAGCUGGUGGAAGAAAGCCUUGUGAAGUUAAAAGAGCUGUUCUCCACGGCUGCCCUGUUGCCAGGUGUCGAAAAACUGAUCGACCACCUACGAAAACACAACAUACCUUUUGCUCUUGCCACCAGCUCAGGGUCCGCAUCAUUUGAAAUGAAGACAAGCAGACACAAAGAGUUCUUCAGUUUGUUUCACCACAUCGUUUUGGGAGAUGAUCCGGAGGUGACGCAUGGCAAACCCGAUCCUGCCAUAUUUCUAACUUGUGCAAAGAGAUUUUCUCCUCCUGCUCCCGUGGAAAAGUGCCUUGUGUUUGAAGACUCCCCCAAUGGGGUGGAGGCGGCCGUGGCAGCUGGGAUGCAGGCGGUCAUGGUCCCCGAUGAGAACUUACCCCGAGACUUGACACGAAAGGCCACCGUCGUGCUCAGCUCCCUGCAGGACUUCCAGCCGCAGCUGUUCGGCUUGCCGGCCUAUGAGUGA